GUUCUGGGGUUUCCGCCCCUGGCUCCAUUUUUGAAUCCCGUGUAGCUUUUGUGAGGUGUCUGACAGCUGGUUUCCCUCCGUGUCACCUAUUCUGGCGGCAGGCCCCUCAGAGAGGACCCCUGCGUGCGUCCGAAGCGAGAAAUGGAGCCCGUUACCUUUGAGGAUGUGGCUGUGAACUUCACCCUAGGAGAGUGGGCUUUGUUGGACUCUUACCAAAAGGAGCUCUACAGAGAUGUGAUGAAGGAGACCUUUAUGAACCUGCUCUCCAUAGAGAAAACACAAGAAGAAAACAUUGAAGAGGACUACCAGAAUCUCAGGAGAAAUCUGGGAACUCAGGUGGUUGAGAAAGAUGGUGAAUAUGAACAUGAGAAUCAGUGUGAAGAAACCCAGCAACAGAUUCCAGCACAUAUUGUUAAUGAGGACAUGCUUCCUGCUGUAACAUUAUAUGAAAGCAGUUUGUGUGUAAGAAACGUCAUUGAUAAUUUACCCUCAGAUGUUCAUCUCAGUGAUCAAACUAAAGAGAAACUACCUGAGUGUAAGGAACCUGUGGAGAAUGCUUUUAAACAUGAGAAAUGUUGGGAAGACGUGGGUCAUUCUGGGUCAUUUCAGGUACAUGAAAGUUCUAGAGAGCAAUCCUAUGAAAGUCAAUGCACUCCAGCUUGUGGGAGUCUCCAUUAUGAUCAGCAUCAGGAGAGAACUUACACUGGAAAUAAGCACAAUGAGAAUGCCUUUACAAACUCUACCAAUGGACAGACAGAUGAAAGAGUCUAUGCUGAAGUAAAACCAUUCGUGUGUAAACAGUGUGGAGAAGCCUUUGUUAAUUCAAAUCACCUUAUCAGUCAUGAGCGAAUUCAUAUUGUAGAGAAGUGUUAUAUUUGCAAACAGUGUGGAAAAACAUUUAGAUAUUUGUCAUGCUUUCAAAAACAUGAAAGAAUUCACAGUGGAGAGCCUUAUGCCUGUGAGCAAUGUGGGAAAGGAUUUAUUCAGUUGAAAAACCUUCUCAUGCACCAAAGAGUUCACACUGGAGAGAAUUCUUAUGAAUGUAAACAUUGUGAAAAAGUCUUCACUAUUUCCAAUGCUGAUCACGUUCAUGAAAAAAAUCACUGUGGAGAGAAGCCUUAUUCAUGUAAGCAUUGUGGAAAAGCUUUCACUAGUCCCGAUGAUUAUAAUAGUUGUGAAAGGAUUCACACUGGAGAGAAUCCCUUUGUAUGUAAAAAAUGUGGGAAAGCAUUCAAACGUUUGGGUCAUUUUAUGAAUCACGAAAGAAUUCACACUGGAGAGAAGCCGUAUGCAUGUAAACAUUGUGGAAAAUCCUUCACCAGUUCCAGUGACCGUAAUAGUCAUGAAAGAAUACAUACUGGAGAGAAACCCUUUGUAUGUAAAACAUGUGGGAAAGCAUUCAGUCGCUCUGAUUAUCUAAUCAGCCAUAGAAGGAUACACACUGGAGAGAAGCCUUAUGCAUGUAAGUAUUGUGGAAAGCCCUUUGCCACUUCCAGUGACAGAAACAGCCAUGAAAGAAUUCAUACCGGUAAGAGGUCCUUUCUAUGUAAAAAGUGUGGGAAAGUAUUCAUUCUUUCUGGUGAUCUAAUCAAGCAUGAAAGAAUUCACACUGGAGAGAAGCCUUAUGCAUGCAAACAUUGUGGAAAAGCCUUCACCACUUCAAGUGCCCGUAACAGUCAUGAAAGAAUUCAUACUGGAGAGAAGCCUUAUACGUGUAAACAUUGCACAAAAACUUUUGCCACUUCCAGUACCCGUAACAGUCAUGAAAAAACUCACACUGCAGAGAAGCAUUUUGCAUGUGACCCUUGUGGAAAAACCUUCAACAGUCAGAGUUCCUAUUACACUCAUAAAAAAAUUCAUUCUAUGAAAGAGAAACUUUACAUAUGUAAACACUGUGGGAAAGAAUUCACCUAUUGUGGAAAUUUCCUCAAGCACGAAAGAAUUCAUGCUAUAGAAUCCUUGUCCAUGUGAGCAAUCUGUGACAACAUCUGUGUCCUACAUACCAUCACAAACCCAUACAAAGUUUCAUAAUGAAGAACUUGCUCAACUAGAAACAGCAUGGCAUUCUGUGUGGUCAACUUACCUUUAUUGCGAGGUAGGAAAAAAAGCAUUUAGAUGACCAUGAGAUGGCUCAGUUAGUAGAAGUUCUUUUGGGCAGCCUGGUCUCAGUUUUAACCAUGGAAGUCAUGUGGUAAAAAUAGGGAACCAAUUCCCAAAUGUUGUCUUCCGAGUCCCACAUGCACACCAUUGAAUGUGUGUGUGUGUGUGUGUGUGUGUGUGUGUGUGCACAAAUGAAGUAAAUAAAU
Messenger RNA from Mesocricetus auratus (golden hamster), 2306 nucleotides. Its product is annotated as zinc finger protein 883. Gene Ontology annotation, molecular function: DNA-binding transcription repressor activity, RNA polymerase II-specific. The record is from RefSeq and is a predicted model, not a curated record. Gene Ontology annotation, biological process: negative regulation of transcription by RNA polymerase II. Lineage: Eukaryota; Metazoa; Chordata; Mammalia; Rodentia; Cricetidae. The coding region runs from base 142 to 1971 and encodes 609 amino acids. The transcript is spliced from 4 exons.